Haliotis rubra (blacklip abalone) is the source of this 1727-nucleotide messenger RNA. Its product is annotated as beta-hexosaminidase subunit beta-like. Gene Ontology annotation, cellular component: membrane. The record is from RefSeq and is a predicted model, not a curated record. The coding region runs from base 87 to 1727 and encodes 546 amino acids. The transcript has 12 exons. Gene Ontology annotation, molecular function: beta-N-acetylhexosaminidase activity. Lineage: Eukaryota; Metazoa; Mollusca; Gastropoda; Lepetellida; Haliotidae. Gene Ontology annotation, biological process: glycosaminoglycan metabolic process; carbohydrate metabolic process; ganglioside catabolic process.
GGCAACCCAAGCUUCACACAGCGUUCUUCACAUCCGUGUUCCACAGCCACAAUCACAUGCCUGAAUCCAAGUUGUCAUAUUAAAAUAUGGAUAUUAAUUUAUUAUUGACGCUGUUGUUUCUGGCCACAGGAUGUAUGGCAGCUCAGAGGCGCCAAGGAGAAAGGUUUUACAAGCGAUCCAGAAGGCGGAACAAUCAUGUUUUUCGCGCUACGGGUGAAGGUCGACGGGGAAAGAUGAGGAGUGCUAUGUUGCAGGCGAUGCUGCCGUAUGAAGCCGUUGAGAACGUCCCGGUCAAGGAGAGGAUGGACGUGUCCCUGUGGCAGACCAGGAGUCACACGAAACCAAAACGACGUCGUUCAAAGAGAUGGAUUCCAGAUUUUCCACGUGAUACACAUGUGGCCUACAAAACGGAGGCAAGAAACAGAACACAGGGUCAACCAUGGCCAUUACCACGUAACUUCCGGUCUGACUCCAACAUGGUUUAUCAGCUAGAUACUAACUUCCGGUUUGUUAUUAGCCCGUCGUCUCGGUCGUGUGUGACGCUCAGAAAGGCACUGAGACGCUACUACGUCAUUAUUACGGGUCGGCCGCCCAGUACACAAUCAGUAGUCAUCAGAGACCAGGGAGAGUUCGAACCUUCUAUGGAACCAGGCAACCCUGCUCGUCUGCACAACGUGGUGGUGUCAGUGCUAUACUCGUGCAGUGAGACGUAUCCAGAACCAACUGCCAAUGAAACAUACACAUUACAGAUCAACAACAACUCGGCGUCCAUCACGGCCGGUGAGGUGUGGGGAGCUUUGAGGGGCCUGGAGACAUUGUCCCGGCUGGUAUAUCUAUCAGAUCACAGGCAGCCGUGUGUUCACAUGACCGACAUUGUGGACUUCCCCCGGUUCCAUCACCGCGGCGUCAUGAUCAACACCGGCACACACUUCCUCCACCCAACAACAAUCAAGGAGAACCUGGAGGUCAUGGAACAGAACAAGCUGAAUGUCCUGCACUGGCGCUUGGUAGAUGACCAGUCCUUUCCCUGGGUCAGCAAAUCAUAUCCUGGCCUCAGGAACAAGGACUCCUACAAAGACGUACGACGCAGCGGACUUUGCGGAUAUCGUAGAGUUUGCCAGACAGAGGGGCAUCCGGGUCACACCGCCUCUUGGGGAAACGGCGUCCCCGACGUCGUGGUCGACUGUGCCGACGACAACUUGCACCGGGUGCUCGACGUCAGCAGUAACGUCACGUACACGGUGUUGGAAGGGUUGUGGGAUGAUUUGCUAACAGCGUUCCCGGGACGUUACGUGCAUCUUGGAGGGGACGAUGUGCCCAUGUCGUGUUGGGCUAAAUCCAAAGAUAUCGUUAGAUUCAUGGAAAGAGAAACAAUUGAAGAUUACAGAGAAGUACAGAAUUAUUUCACUACCAGAUUGUCAAGUAUUGUGAAUCAGCUGGACAGCAAGAGGACGCUUGUGUUCUGGCAGGAUGUACUGGACAUUGAAGUCAGUAUAGAUGAACAAGCCAUAAUUCAAAUAUGGAAACCUUAUCCCAAGGCCGCCAUGGCCUUAGCGGUCAGCAGAGGUCAUCGGGUCAUCUACUCCAGUCCAUGGAGUCUGAACUACGUCACAUCCGAUAUGGACUGGUCGAAGUUCUACUUGGCUGAUCCGCUGGAACAUUCAGUUGCAGCCACCGAGGGGAGAUGGUGGUUGGCGGGGAGGCCUGCGUCUCAGGGGAACACCUAG